UCGAAGACGCAGUCAACAAACUGCAAGCUCUCUUUCUGUCCUCAAUUCUCUCGGUUUUGCAAUCAUGGAAGAUCAAGACGUGGCGACCCCGAACCCACUGGUGACCGUUACAUUCCAGCGAGAUGCCAAAAGGAAGCAAAAAUACCUCGAAGCGGAACCGAAAGCGCUCGGGAUCACCCAGAUUGUCCUGAGCGUGCAUCAGAUCUCAUGUGUCAGCGCAUUUCCAGCCAGCCACCGCGAUCACUACUUGGCCAUUCCGUUUAUCGUGGCGUCGAUUCUGGUGCUGAUCGCCGGGAGCGUUUCCGUCGCGGCAAAGAACCUGCAUUUGCCCACGCUGAGGGGCAGUCUGGGAAUGCAGGUUGUGUCCUGCGUGGCGUCAUUCUUCAACGUGAUCUGGCUCCUGAUUGACAUCGAAAGCAAUUAUACCGGUUGCUGGCGCUUUUCCGACGACUACAACACCACCAACGCUCAACUCUGCCAGAGCAUCAAACGCACCAAGCAUCACAUCUUUGCCCAGAACAUGCUUGUCCAGGUGGCUUUACUAGCCAUCUCAGUCACUCUGAGUGCUUACGCCUGCAAGGUGGCCAACUGCUGCGGACCGGCGCCCAAAAUGCCGGUGAUCAUGUUGCAGACCCCUGAUCCAAGCCACGAGCAGGCAGAGGGAUGAGAUGAUCAAAAUGUGAAAAACUACAGCCUUGCACUCUUGCUGCAGGGACAAGAAACCACUUCAGUAUUACUGUGUAUCCAUUGUAAAUGUUUAUUUUUUUAUAACUUUGUAUAUACAACUGAGGAAUUCCUUUUAUUAACUCAUUGACUGCAAUAGACGUCCAAUCCUUUUGAAGUGGGAGGGACAGUAGAGAAUGCUACACACCCACUUCAAGCUGAUUUGACUCCGUGGCGGGACAAAUGUGAACAGGGCCCUGGUGCCGAGAUGAACGUCUGGUGGGUUGGGGGUCCUAGGUGAUGAUUAUUCGCGGGCCCCUCCACACUUUCGUGGGCUCUUCAAGACCAUCAUCCCAUGUGUGAGUUGGGGACGGGGCUAGUGGAAAAUUUUCUGCGGGCAACAACCAGUCGAGCAAGGAGUUUGUGGGCGUAUUUGGGAUAUUUUGACCCUUAAACACUAAAUUAAAGCUCCGAACAUCAUCUUACUAUUAUGUUGGACCCUCCCCUUGCCAAACCACACCCCUUCUACGGCCGCACACCCGCCACACCCCUUUAAGCUCCGCCCCUGAUUGGACAUUUACUAGUGUAAACUCAUUUAAAGCAUUUUAAUCUGGUUUUUAAGAGCCACAUGAUCAAACCACUGAUUUCAUGCAUACACGUAUAUGUUUAAAAAAAUCAUAUGUUUAAAAAAAUACAAAUAACAUUUUUAAAUAAAUUA
Molecule: messenger RNA, 1381 nt
Organism: Corythoichthys intestinalis (scribbled pipefish)
Lineage: Eukaryota; Metazoa; Chordata; Actinopteri; Syngnathiformes; Syngnathidae
Product: membrane-spanning 4-domains subfamily A member 4A-like
Exons: 7
Coding region: 65-667 (200 amino acids)
Source: RefSeq, a predicted model, not a curated record